CCCGGACCCGCUCGGCGCAGCCCCCCCGCCCGGCCCGCCCCCUCCUCCCCGCCCCAGCCAGCGCCGCUCGCCCCCUCCCCGGCCCCUGCUCCUGGCCCCCGCCGCGGGACGAGGAGGAGGGCUCCCCGCAGACAAUGGACGAGCACCCAGGAGCCGGAGGAGGCGGUGGGAUGGCGGCCGCCCCGAGACCGCAGCAGCCGCCGCCGCAGGCGGGUGGGAACAUGAACCUGCAGUCGGGUGGGGGCUGCGUGGGGGUCGGAGCCGGCGGAGGAGGAGGGCAACAGCCGCAGCCCCAGGGCCCCGCGGCCCCGGCCGGUCAGGAGGCGGCGGGCCCCGCCGAGCUGUCCCGGCCCCAGCACUACACCAUCCCGGGGAUCCUGCACUACAUCCAGCACGAGUGGGCUCGCUUCGAGAUGGAGAGGGCGCACUGGGAGGUGGAGCGGGCCGAGCUCCAGGCUCGGAUAGCGUUUUUACAAGGGGAAAGAAAGGGCCAAGAAAAUUUGAAGAAAGAUUUAGUGAGAAGAAUAAAAAUGUUGGAGUAUGCAUUAAAACAAGAAAGGGCAAAAUAUCAUAAAUUAAAAUAUGGCACAGAAUUGAACCAAGGUGACUUGAAAAUGCCAACUUUUGAAUCAGAAGAUACCAAAGAUACAGAGGUUCCUGCAGUACCUCAGAAUAGCCAAUUGACCUGGAAGCAAGGCAGACAGUUACUGCGACAGUAUCUUCAGGAAGUAGGUUAUACAGAUACAAUAUUGGAUGUACGCUCCCAGCGGGUAAGGUCUUUGCUUGGGCUCUCCAAUUCAGAACCAAAUGGUUCAGUAGAGACAAAGAACUUAGAACAGAUCCUGAAUGGGGGUGAAUCUCCUUCGUCAAAACAAAAGGGACAGGAAAUCAAAAGGAAUUCUGGUGAUGUUCUUGAAACAUUCAAUUUCUUAGAAAAUGCAGAUGAUAGUGAUGAAGAAGAGGAGAAUGACAUGAUAGAAGAUAUUGCAGAAGGAAAAGAAAAGCAUCGGAUAAAUAAGAAACACAAAAUUGGUAAUGAAGGUUUAGCUGCUGACCUUACAGAUGACCCUGAUACUGAAGAAGCUUUGAAAGAAUUUGACUUUCUAGUGACAGCUGAAGAUGGUGAGGGAGCUGGAGAAGCUCGAAGUUCAGGAGAUGGAACAGAGUGGGACAAAGAUGACCUGUCCCCAACUGCUGAGGUUUGGGAUGUAGACCAGGGACUAAUAAGUAAACUGAAGGAACAGUACAAGAAGGAACGAAAGGGGAAGAAAGGGGUAAAGAGAGUCAACAGGACAAAACUUCACGACAUGAUAGCUGAUCUGGGCGAUGAUGAGAUACCCCACAUCCCUUCAGGAAUCAUUAAUCAAUCUAGGUCACCCUCUUCUAGAAUGACUGAUCAUGAAGGUGCAAGAGCAGAGGAAGCUGAGCCAAUAACGUUUCCACCUGGAGGAGGCAAGUCAUUUAUUAUGGGUUCUGAUGAUGUGUUGUUAAGUGUACUGGGCCUUGGAGACCUUGCAGACUUGACAGUAACAAAUGAUGCAGACUAUAGUUAUGAUUUGCCAGCUAAUAAAGAUGCCUUCCGAAAGACAUGGAACCCUAAGUAUACGCUACGCAGUCAUUUUGAUGGAGUGCGAGCAUUAGCUUUUCAUCCUGUAGAGCCUGUGCUGGUUACAGCCUCUGAGGACCAUACUCUAAAACUCUGGAAUUUGCAGAAAACAGUUCCUGCCAAAAAGAGUGCCUCUUUAGAUGUAGAACCCAUCUACACAUUUAGGGCCCACAUUGGACCGGUAUUGUCAUUGGCAAUUAGUUCCAGUGGAGAACAGUGUUUCAGUGGUGGUAUUGAUGCAACCAUCCAGUGGUGGAACAUGCCUAGCCCUAAUGUGGAUCCAUAUGAUACCUAUGAGCCAAACGUUCUAGCUGGCACAUUAAUUGCUCACACAGAUGCAGUCUGGGGUCUUGCCUACAGUGGUGUAAAGAAUCACUUACUCUCUUGUUCAGCAGAUGGCACUAUUAGGUUAUGGAACCCGCCGGAAAAAAAUCCCUGUAUUUGCACUUACAAUGGAGAGAAAGAGCAUGGAAUACCCACAUCAGUCGACUUUAUAGGUUGUGACCCUGCUCAUAUGGUGGCAUCUUUUAACACUGGCAGCACAGUCAUCUAUGAUUUAGAAACAUCCCAGUCAGUGGUAAUGUUUUCAUCACAAGUAGAAUCUGGUGUACAAUCAAAUAAUCAUAUUAACAAGGUAGUAAGUCAUCCCACACUUCCUGUAACUAUUACAGCACAUGAAGAUAGACACAUCAAAUUUUUUGACAACAAAACGGGUAAAAUGAUCCAUUCUAUGGUUGCUCACUUGGAUGCUGUCACAAGCCUAGCUGUAGAUCCUAAUGGAAUCUAUUUAAUGUCUGGAAGCCAUGAUUGUUCCAUUAGGUUGUGGAAUUUGGACAGCAAGACAUGUGUGCAAGAAAUAACAGCUCAUAGGAAAAAGCUGGAUGAAUCAAUUUAUGAUGUAGCAUUUCAUCCAUCAAAAGCAUAUAUUGCCAGUGCAGGAGCUGAUGCCCUUGCCAAAGUAUUUGUGUGACAUAGCAGAACAAACCUGCAUCAUAACAGCAGGUCUGUUUGGACAAAAAAGAGGGAAUGCGUCACUGCCAUCAAUUAUAAGGUUACCAAUAUGACACUACAUCUGAUCUGCCUGGGUGAAGGCUCUUAAGUGGGGCAGGUAGAAGUUGGUGAAAAGUCACCACAUCCUGAACAAUGUCAGGCUCAUUCAUUUAACUGUAAUUACUGUAUUUGGGGGGGUGGGGACAAAUACAAAAAAGAAAACCAGUAUUUGUAGCCUUGACUGGAUAUGAACUGAGCGUAUGUCUGUUCUUUAGGUGUCUUUAAGCAAACGUGGAGUCUGAUCUUACAAAAGACUUUUAUUUUGGACUCUGUGUGCUGCCUUAGGGUUAGGAAUGUGGUGCUCUUGUGGGGGGAAGUGAGCUCCAAGAGUAGCUUUCUUUUCAUCUCUUAGUAAUCUUCUGUUUAUCAGUUGAAUGCCACAGAUUCCCCUUUUAAACUUUUAUUUUGCUUUAAAGAAAAGGAAAUUUAACUUAAAAUAUUUUAGCAUUAGUUGCACAAAAUGUUUGGAUAAAAUUCUAGUUUUUAUAAGUCUUUUUAUAUAUUUAGCCUGUCACAACAGUGCUCAAGAUUGUAUUGAUAAUGUUUUUCUGCAUUAUAGAACCCUAAAACACAGAGAUCUCACUGACCCGCUGCCGUGUAACCACAAUCUUCCCUUCUUUUGCCUAAUACAGCUCAGCUAAGUCCUUGCUUAAGGAUGCUAAUUCAUCAUCAUCGCAUAACUGUCUUCAUAAAUAAAGGACUGUAAAAUGUGUUCAAAUGAAACACAGAGGGGUUAACACCCCUAAAUGAACUCUUAAAAAAAAUUAAUCUUGGCAUCCUAUCACUAUGUGAUAUUUUGUACAUCUUACUGUAUUUACGAGUUUAUUUAUCAAGGAUUACCCAUCUUGCUAAUGGCCUAUUGUUAUUUAUUUCACUUUUUGUUGGUCUUUAUAUCCUUUUAUGUAGUGUGUUAAAGGGCCCUGUAUAUCUGUUAUGGCACUCUUUGAACAGUCUAAAAUAGAUGAGAAAAUGGGACAUUUGAUAAUUCUAAAGUUGCAAACCAAGAAAUUCUUUUUCCUCUGGUUAAAAGUACCUGGAGUGGAGUUGAUUCCAAAAAAACAAUCUUGUUUCAGAACCUUUGGAGUGAAAAUUAUUUUUAUUUGCAUUUCAAAUAGAAUACAAAAGUAGUUAAUUCAAGAUUCAUAAAUCUGCUGUGUUUUGACUAGUUACUCCCUGCUUUUAUUUUAUUUUUCAGAAGUGCUUCAGUUUAUGGUGUAACUAAAAAUUUUGUUUGUGUAAUGCAUGAUUAAUACAAAAAAGUAUUUUUUCUAGUCUUCCACAAAACUUUUCUGAUCAGUUUGCGAGUUUUGAUGAGUUUUGUAAGGUUUCUGUUUUACAAACUAUGAAUCAGCAAAUUUUUAAGAUUGUACCGCAUAGCAAAAGUACAGCUGUUGAAAAAUAAUGUAUAUAAAAUGCAUAUAAUAAAUAUUAAAUGGUGUACCUGUA
Molecule: messenger RNA, 4102 nt
Organism: Zonotrichia leucophrys gambelii
Lineage: Eukaryota; Metazoa; Chordata; Aves; Passeriformes; Passerellidae
Gene: STRN3
Product: striatin 3
Exons: 18
Coding region: 135-2576 (813 amino acids)
Cellular component (GO): dendrite
Molecular function (GO): calmodulin binding; protein-containing complex binding; protein phosphatase 2A binding
Source: RefSeq, a predicted model, not a curated record